AUGCGCCGUCUCCCGCCGACGCUCGCCGUCCACCUGCCGCCAUGCCCCACGCGCACGGCUACUCCACUCGCCACCGCCGCCGGCUUCAACGUCGCGACGGUGCUCGACCUCAUCGAGCGCGCCAUCUCCGUGGGCGACGUCCGCCGCCUAGGCCGUGCCGCGCACGCGCUCCUCGUAAAGACGGCGCUCAACCAUCACACCCUCCUCUCCAACCGCCUCAUCGAGCUCUACGCCACGCUAAACUCCCCGGCGGCCUCCCGCGCAGCCUUCGAAGAACUCCCGUACAGGAAUGCCCAUUCCUACAACAACCUCCUGGCCGCGCUUUCACGCGGCCCCGCCACCCUCCCCGACGCCCUCCACCUGCUCGACGCGAUGCCUGCCCCCUCUCGCAACGUAGUAUCCUACAACACCGUCAUCUCGGCCCUCGCGCGGCACGGCCGGCAGGGGGAAGCGCUCCGCGUGUUUGCCCGGUUGGCCAGGGACAGGUGCCUGGGGCCGGAGGUGGCCGUCGACCGUUUUGCAGUGGUCAGCGUGGCGAGCGCGUGCGCUGGGAUGGGAGCCGUGAGGCCACUCCGAGAGAUGCACGGCGCCGUAGUGGUGUCGGGGUUGGAGGUGACGGUCAUUAUGGCCAAUGCAAUGGUGGAUGCGUACAGCAAGGCCGGGAGGAUGGAGGACGCCAGGACGUUGUUCAACCAGAUGAGCAUCCGGGACACGGUCUCUUGGACAUCGAUGAUUGCAGGGUACUGCCGUGCGAAGAGGCUCGAUGAGGCAGUCCGGGUAUUUCACAUGAUGCCGGAGCAGGACACAAUUGCAUGGACGGCACUCAUCUCUGGGCACGAGCAGAAUGAUGAGGAGGAUGCUGCUCUGGAACUUUUUCGACAGAUGCUGGUUCAGGGGAUGGCACCAACACCGUUUGCUUUGGUGUCGUCUCUUGGUGCAUGCGCCAAGCUCGGGCUUGUUAUUCGAGGGAAGGAAGUGCAUGGUUUCAUCUUGCGCCGCUGCAUCGGUUCAGACCCUUUCAACAUUUUCAUCCACAAUGCCCUCAUUGACAUGUACUCCAAGUGCGGUGACAUGGCGACUGCCAUGUUAAUGUUUGCAGGGAUGCCUGAAAGGGACUUCAUCUCCUGGAACUCCAUGGUGACAGGGUUCUCGCACAAUGGCCAGGGGAAGCAGUCGCUUGCCGUGUUCAAAAGGAUGCUUGAAGCUGAAGUGCAGCCAACCUAUGUUACUUUUCUUGCUGUCCUAACGGCUUGCAGUCAUGCCGGUCUAGUCUCUGAUGGCCGUCAGAUUCUUGAAUCAAUGAAGUACCAUGGUGUUGAACCAAGGGCUGAACACUAUGCCUCCUUCAUAGAUGCUCUUGGUCGGAACCAUCAACUGGAAGAAGCAAGCGAGUUCAUCAAAGAUUUGUCAUCCAGGAUUGGUCCAGGUACAACUGGGUCGUGGGGAGCGCUUCUUGGCGCAUGCCGUGUUCACGGCAAUAUUGAGAUUGCAGAGAAAGUGGCGGAGUCCCUUUUCCAGUUGGAGCCUGGAAACAGCGGUCGGUAUGUCAUGUUGUCAAACAUUUAUGCAGCGGCAGGUCAGUGGGAUGAUGCCCGCCGUAUCAGGGGGAUUAUGAAGGAGAAGGGUCUGAGGAAGGACCAAGCUUGCAGUUGGAUCGAGGUGCGGAAUGCGAAGCACAUGUUUGUUGCUGAUGACACGUCUCACUGUGAGGCAAAUGAGAUAUAUGGGACGCUGGACAAACUUUUUGAUCAUAUGCGUGUUGUAGUGGAUCCUGUUGAAGACCAGCUUGCGCUGUGCUGA
Messenger RNA from Triticum turgidum subsp. durum (durum wheat), 1800 nucleotides. The record is from the annotation of a GenBank genome assembly. Lineage: Eukaryota; Viridiplantae; Streptophyta; Magnoliopsida; Poales; Poaceae.